Molecule: messenger RNA, 1116 nt
Organism: Colletotrichum graminicola M1.001
Lineage: Eukaryota; Fungi; Ascomycota; Sordariomycetes; Glomerellales; Glomerellaceae
Product: NUDIX domain-containing protein
Exons: 3
Coding region: 1-1116 (371 amino acids)
Cellular component (GO): mitochondrion
Molecular function (GO): hydrolase activity, acting on acid anhydrides, in phosphorus-containing anhydrides
Source: RefSeq, a predicted model, not a curated record
AUGUCUCAGCAGCGCUCGUCGUCUUCGUCGCCGCCGAAACGUGAGAAGGGGGUUAUGGAGCCUCGACCCAGCGCUAGCAUCCUGCUCCUUUCACCGACGAACCAGGUGCUCCUGCUGCAGCGGGUCAAGACAUCGACGUCCUUUGCGUCGGCGCAUGUGUUUCCGGGCGGGAAUCUGGACGCCUUCCACGACGGCGAGAUCCCCCCCAACAACGCGCGCGAAAGACAUGAGGACGGCCAUGCCUACCGGUUGGGUGCCAUCCGUGAGUGCUUCGAGGAGACUGGCAUCCUCCUCGCCACGAAGAAGAACUCGAACGACAGGUCUAUGCUUAUCAACGUCUCCACCGCAGACAGGGAGAAAGCCCGGAAGCUGAUCUACGGGGGCAAGGUGCGCUUCGGCGACUGGGUCGACAGCGUGGGCGGCGUCCCGGACACCGGACGCUUGAUCCCCUUCACGAGAUGGGUGACGCCCACCAACGUGCCCAAGCGCUUCACGACGCAGAUGUACAUCUACAUGCUGCCGUCCUCGGCUUCCACGGGCGCCUCGGCUCUGGAGAACGAGAUCAUCGUGCCGACCCCGGACGGCGGUGUCGAGCACACGGCCGCCAAGUUCGACGACGCCUCGACCUGGCUCUACCGCGCCGACAAGGGCGAGGUCAUCCUCUUCCCACCGCAGUACUACCUCCUGCACCUUGUCUCGCAGUUCUGCAAGGCCGCCGCACCGUCGGCGGCGCCCGGCCGGGGCCAUGGGGACGACUACUUCGCCUCGCAGCGCAGAGGGCUGCUGGACUUCCUCGAGAGCGUGCCUGCCACAGCAGUGACUGGAUCGUCGUCGUCCGCGGCGCGGAGGCACCCCACGUCGGAGAUCCCGUGGGCGCACAAGGUCAUGAGCCCCCACAACUUGUUCAUCCGCGAAAGGGACGGCCGCGUCGUGCUCGGGCUCGACAAGCCGGGCCCGGAGCUCAAGGGGUCGGGCCGCGGCGGCGACUGGGAGCGGGUCGUUCUGGUCGAGUUCACGAGGGACGGUCCGCGCAAGGUCGAGGUGAGAGGUCGCGAGGAGGUGUUGAGGGAGGAGAAGGAGGCCAAGAGGGAGAGGGAGGCGGAGCACAAGCUAUAA